Kalmanozyma brasiliensis GHG001 is the source of this 729-nucleotide messenger RNA. RefSeq lists its product as uncharacterized. The record is from RefSeq and is a predicted model, not a curated record. Lineage: Eukaryota; Fungi; Basidiomycota; Ustilaginomycetes; Ustilaginales. Bases 1 to 729 code for a protein of 242 amino acids. The transcript has 2 exons.
AUGUCUGACUUGUACAAGUCCACCAUCCUGUACCGCGAGCACCCCGAAGCGGCUCAGCUCGUGACGCACCUCCACGCCCUGUCCGAGCAGCAAGAUGCGCAGGGCACGGGCAUCUCUUCGCUGAACAACCAGAAUGUGCAGGCGCGCGACUUCAGUGUCUACAAGGACAAGAUGGUCGCGCUCGAGCAGGACAAGUCGGAGCUGAUCUACGCGGUGUUGCGCAACAAGAAGGCGCGACGCAUCUUUGAAGCGGGUACGUCGUACGGCGUUUCGACGAUCUACUUCUUGCUCGCUUCGCAGGCGGCUGAUGCUGCAGCUGGCAAGCCAGGUGGAUUGCCGGCGAUGGUGUGGGGCACCGAGAAGGAGGAGCACAAGGUCGACGCUGCGAUCGGCAACCUGGCUCAGGCCAUGAAGCUGCCGAAGGGCACCAACGACAUCCCGGGAUUUACCAUGCUCAAGGGCGACAUCCUCGAGCUGACCGAGAGGGCCAACAUCGAGGCAGACAGUCUCGACGCUGUGCUGUUCGAUAUCUGGGCAGAGAUGGCCCUACCUACAUUCAAGCUGCUCGAGCCGUCGCUCAAGCAGGACGCCGUCAUCUUCAUCGACAACUGGCUCACCGGUAUCGAGAUCGGCACGUACGCAAAGUUGCGAGAGUAUCUCGAGUCUAAAGGCUGGUACGUUGCUGCGAUGCCCUUCAAGAACGGGCUCGGGAUGGCGACGCGUGUGUAG